UGUUGAUUGCAUUGCAUUGUUCGCCUCGCCUCGCCUAUUCGGAGGCGAAACAAAGAGAUGUGAAAAAACCCGCAGAACAUUCCAAAAACCACCACUCCGCCCUCCAAGAUGCAUUCCGCCCAGGCGCAGGCUCAGGCCCGCGACAAGAUAUUCAAGAACUGGAAGGGGAUCAGCGAGGUGACCAUCAUAAAGGAGGUGGCCACCAAGGGCGAGCACAUCGACCUGUGCAUGGAGUACUGGGCCCAGAAGAGGAAGAUCCCCGUCUCGGAGUACCGCCACUACUUCUACGACGUGGUGCAGGCCUAUGUGCAGCGCCUGCUUUCCGAGCGACUCGUUUGCAAGGCGGAGGAUGUGAUCCGUAACGUGGACCGGGAUGUCAAGUGCUUCUUCUUCCAGUUCACCUGCGAGUGCCAGGACGAGGAGUUGUGUGAGUUCGUGCUGGAUCACCUACGCAAUCGGGAGCCCCUGAUGUACGAGCAAGAGGAGCCAGUCCUCGCAUACCAUUGGUCCCUGGUCCAGCAGCUGCGGGAGUGUGAGUCCCUGGUGGCCAAGCAUCGGGUGCAUCUGCCGCGUGUCCACAUAGAAGCCUUGAUGACUCUACCGGAGGAGGCCCUGCAGUUGCUACUCGUCGAACUGUACUUCGCCAAUGGCAAUGAAUCUCUGCUGGGAUCCCUCUCGAAGAAAAUGGUCUGGCAGCAUCUGGUGGAUAGUGAUGAACAGGCGAAGCUCCAACGCUGGUGUCGCUGCCAGGAGGAGAGCUUCGAAGCCCCGGAAACGCUCUCUCCCUUGGAACAGGGCUUCGCCGCAUGGAAAAUAGAUGACAGCAUGUAUGAAUAUGCCCUGGAGCAACUGCGGCAGCCCAACGAAGUGCUGCGAAACUUCUUUGCCCGCGCGGGAUACUUUUUCACUGAUGAGUCCGGCGAUAUUCCUUCUUUGCUGCGUCGCCUUUGCACCAUGGAGUGCUUGGGAAAGCACGCGGAUCUCCUCAGCCGUCAGCCUCUGGCCAAAUAUCUGCUGGAUCGCGGCCAAUACUCUCUGCUCCUCAUGGAAUGUGUGCCUGUAGCCUCGCUGGAACAGCUGGCCGGCACUGAGACCCAUCAGGAGAGUCUCAUUAACCUAAUCGUCGAUUUAAAAACGAAUUCGCUGACCGAGAAUGAGGGCUUCGAGUUGAUUUCCAAGAGCGUCCAGGCAUAUUUGGAGAAAACUCACGAUACAGCCGACUCAUUUGAAGGACAUCCCCUGCUUACCUUCUACGACUUUCUGGGUCAGGAACCAAGUGUGCGGUCCCUGGAGGGAUUCCUCACUUCCACAAACUUGGGCCGGGUGCCCUAUCUCAAAUCGCUGAUUGCUCGAUUCGAUCACGGACCAACUAGCAGCAGUUCUAGCCUGCCCACAGCCCAUGAUCUUUUUUUGAAGUUCAAGCAGGUGAAUCUACCGCUCCUGGCCACCGCUGGACACGGCGAACUGGUCAGCUUCUCAAAUGCGCGCCUCUGUCAGCGCUACGCCAGAAAAUCUCAACUGAAUUACACACACUAUCUGAAGCAACAGAGGAGUGCCUAUGCCGUUUAUUAUCUGAUCGCCGAGCAACUGCAGCUUUAUGGUCAGAUCACAAAGACCCAACUUUUCCAUGCCUGCGAGACGGUUACUCAGAUGGCACUGCAGCACGCCGGCGAUGAGGAGCUUGUGACCCAUUGCGUUGCUUGCUGCGAGAUGCUGGGCUUUGAUACCCAGCCACUAAGGAGUUUUCUUCUACUACAGCGGAGACUACCGAAGCCACGGAGCGGAGAAAGUUACUCGGAUUCGCUGGCUGAGUGGGAUCGGGAUUUAGUGCAGCAACUCGAAGCAAAUCCCAAAGAAUUUCCCUUGGAACUAUAUCAAUCACUGAUGCGUCUGGCUGUUCGAGAUACUCCUGGAAAACUUCCAGCGGGCUUGCUCGAACACUAUGCCUCCAGAAAUGACUGGUGGCACUUGCUUCUCAUCUUUCAAUACUUCGAUCUUCCUUUAAGUGAACUAAAGAAGCUCUUACCGCACUUUAAGGCCUCUCCAAUCGGUGUGCAUCUGCUGCGCGCCUUAAGUUUCGAAUCCUCUGGCGAUCGUCAGCACAAAAGGAGUUUCCAAAGACCGCCUCGUCGUAGCGGAGAAACGCAGACCAACUCCUCGCAAGAAACGAUGACUAAUUCAUCACACAGUUCGAACCAAGAAACCAGCAUGCAGCAGCUUCAAAGGAACACCGAACAAUCCCUGUGCACUUUGCUAACCCACACAGCUCGUCAGGAUAUAUUUGCCAUCAUACUGUGCAGUACCAAUAGUCUGCCAGAUGAAAUUAUUCCCACCACAGCAAAGUUUCUGGAGAUUAUGGUUGGCAAUGCCCCGCAUUGCACAAGUAUCAAUCUCUUGAGGCACUGCAUCCGACAGGAGCUGCCUAUCUUGGCUGUGCUGGCAGUCACACUCAGCGAACAGAACCGGGAUUGGUGCUGGAUCGUUUGGCUCUCGGUUUCCAGCGGUCAGUGGAGCCACCUACUGCAGGAGGCCUGCAAAGUGCGCGAGGAGAAUCGAGAGGAGUGGGUGUGGUCUGUCAUCCGAGGAGCUGUAGCUGGUGGUCAUGUGAAUGCUCUGCUACACAGCCUAGAAAUUUUUCAGCCAGAGUGCAAAUUUACGCAUCUGUGUCGUUUUCUCCAGCUGACAGCCCACCAGGAGGAUUUUAGCGAUGCCACAAUCGUAGAACUACGUCAGUUCUUUUUUAGCUGGAGCCAGAAUUCAGUUUCCUUGCCACUUUGUGGUGCCCUUCCCAGAAAGCUAGUAAUGCAACGCUCCAUUGGCUUGCUUAUCAUCCAACUGCAGUCCAACUUUGACUGCAUUUUGCAGCAGCAGCGAUUCCUCGACUGCAUCUGUCGCUCGGAUGUGGGUGAUAUUUGUGAUCUGCUUAAUUUCUGUCUCCUACAUAAAGUUUUUGGCGUGGCAGCCACCUGGCUGCGAGAACUUUCCAUUGAUCUGGAGCAGCUUGUGAAGAAGGACAGCUUAGAGUACAGACGGCUGGUAGAUGCCCUCACAGAAGCUCGAGCUUACGAGGAAGCCCUUCAACUAGCCACCUUGCUGCAGCUGCCGCUAAGUGAUAUUGUUUAUCGCAAAUGGAUGGCCGAGCUGGAAGGCGGCGAAAUAAGGCCCCAUCAGGAGUAUGAAAAGGAGAUUCAACAGCACUCUCUAGCACCCGCCAUUCUAGUGAGUUUUCUCCUACAAGCGGCUUCCUCCGUUGGCCACGUGGGUGUGCAACGAUAUGAGCUGCUUCAGAGUACGCUGGGCGUGAUCAAACAGCACCAUUUGUUUCCCAAUGAAUCUUUUGAUCGUGAUCAGAUUGAGUAUGAUAUGGUUCUGUGCUAUCUGCUGCUACCGGAGGACCGGCUGUCCCAGCUAUCCAUUUACCACUCGGAAUAUUUUGAACAAAUCAUGCUUCAAGAGCGCUGUGUGCUUUAUAAAUCCUUCUCGGAACUCAAAGAACUGGCAGGAAUUGACGACCUCAGCAUUUCUGAUAAAACUAAGCUAACCCCAGAGAUGGAAAGCAGACUCAAUACUUUACUAAACACGCUUUUGGACAAGGGCGACAUAGUGGAGGCACUGCGUCUUCAAGAGCUGUUUGAAUUUCGGCCAAAUGACCUUAGGUUUAUCGUAUUUGCAAUGGCACUAGCCGAGGGCAUGACCAGCAUUAGUAAGCUGUCAAGCAAGGAACGCCAGCUGCUGGGCGAGAUUGAGAAGAGUGCAUUUCCAAAGUUUAAUCGGAUUACUCUAAACCAAAAUGUGAUGUCGCGUUGGGACAGUGAUCUUUCUGACAGCUGUUCGGACACGGUGGCGAUGGAGUUUGAAGAGAUUCCCUCCAAGGAGAAACAGCAGACUCUGGACACCUUGCUGGGCAUAGGAUCAAAGUUAAAAUACGGCGUGGAGCUUGGUAGACGUAUUGUUCUUGCCUAUAGGGCAGCCAUGUAUCUGGACAAGGAAUACCUCGAUGUGCUGCGUACCAAGGAUGCUAGUGUGCUUUUAAAGAGCGCCGCUGCCGAGGAUUGCUUGCAGCGUCUGCUGGUGGUCAGUGAUAUACAAAUAUCCACGCGAAUGACACCAAAAGAAAUUGCCGAGUGUAUAGCCCUGGAGCUGACCACCUGUAUUGUACGUCCCCGGUUCUAUAUUUUUAACGCCAAGGAGCAGCCAAGAAAUGCUUUGAGGAACGCUGAUCUUUGGGGCCACAGCAUAGAUAGGGAUUUCCACUUGUUCCUAGAACUGGCUCCCAAUUCAACCAUGUUGGGUAACUGUUUGCUGGAGUAUUGUGAUGCCCUAAAGAUAUAUCGUCGAUAUCAGGAAGGAAAGGUAUUCGAGGAGACUGAAGCCUUCGAAAAUCUGUCCAAGGUUAUAAAACUCUAUGGAUUGCCAACGCCCUCUCCCACGGGAACAAUAUCCGGCAUUCCCCAGGUGUUGUCCCACAAAAAGCUGAAUCAAAUCUACGUUGAGCUGUUGAUCAAAGCGCACUUGUGUUUCGUGCACGAAUGCUCUAUGGAGGGUAUUGUAAGUGUUCUUCAGAAAGCUAAAGUUCUAAAUGGGCAACUGGCCCAGGCGAAAUCCUGGUCGCUGAUUGUCCGGAUGCUGAUUGGAAUAGCGCGUUAUCGUGAGAUGUUCUAUUGCUUCGAUUCACUGAUUGAGAACGAGCAAUUCGAGUCCUUGUUGGGACAGUUCGAUGAGGAUCAGAAGGGCGGACUUCGGCAGGCAAUUCUUAGCUACCUAAGGGAGUACCAACCAAAGAAUGGAAAGGAACUGCUGCGUUUGGCGGCCCUUCACUUCCUUAUGUACAAGGAAUUGGCGGAGAUGUGGACCACGGAGGCCCAGGAGAUAGUCAGCAAAAUUCAAGCCCUCGCCGAACAGUCCAACAAGCUGAAAUGCUCGGCGGAGGUGCAAACUCUUUUGCAGCAGGCAUUGGAAAAUUACACACAUGCUACGGAGAACUAUUUGUUGGACAACAAGCUAUUGCUGGCUCAGCAGUGUGUUUCCCGCGCGGAGCUGAUGGCCAUGCAGCUGGAUCUGUGCAACAAGGCACUGGAAAAGCGGCACAACACCAACUCCAAUAGUAUGUGCGUGAUCGUCAUUGGAGUAAGGACAAGAGAACAUUUUCGGGAGUUGGUCAACAAUCAUCUAAGCGUACCCCAAACUUUGAUUCUUGGUCGCGCCUAUGGUUAUGACAUUAACUGGAGCGAGGCCAUCUUGUCCCAAUUUGUAGUCCUUCAAGCACCAAACUAUCUGCAGGAAUAUCUGUGCCAUCAGCGAAUCAAUGACGAUGUGAUUGAGCAGGUGGUCAAGGGAUACUUGCUCCACGCCCAAAGUAAUGCCACAAAUUCAAAGCAGGAGGAGUCGCUGGUCCAACUAGUGGAACUAAUCAAAUCGGUUAUUCUGAAAUACAAACUGGCUUCGAUUUUGGGGCUCAAGUCCAUCGUGAUGUCUUUAAUCAACGAUUCCUCAGUUUAUUAUCUGAGAGAUACAAACUUCGGUCGCAGCGAAUUCCACACGGCAGGGGAUACGUGACAUAUAUACCAUUGUGAUUUUAAAAUGUUUUUAUGUAACAAAAUUAGCACUGAAUAUGUUAUUACAAAUAUACAAUUACAAAUAGUUAAACUUUUC
Drosophila subpulchrella is the source of this 5652-nucleotide messenger RNA. RefSeq names its product spatacsin. Gene Ontology annotation, cellular component: dendrite; cytoplasm; axon. NCBI's taxonomy places the organism in Eukaryota, Metazoa, Arthropoda, Insecta, Diptera, Drosophilidae. Bases 109 to 5556 code for a protein of 1815 amino acids. The record is from RefSeq and is a predicted model, not a curated record. The transcript is spliced from 6 exons. Gene Ontology annotation, biological process: chemical synaptic transmission; axo-dendritic transport; synaptic vesicle transport.